UCAGAAAAAAAAGUUUGUUGUUCCCCCUAACAUUAUAACGGGCUGAGUUUUUGCAUCCAGUCAGACUCUCUUCUCUCUCAGCGCAUUUUUCCACCCCGUCAUUUUUUCAACGACUUUUCUCCUAAGAUGAACUCUAUUGCUGUGAUCCUCGCUGUCGGACUCUGCUUUGCAGUCGGUCAAGCGCUCCAGUGCUACAAGUGCCCCCUUGGCAUUUGGAACCUGUGCGUAACUACAAAAACCACUUGUGAAAGCGGGGAGGUAUGCUACAAUAGUGUGGGAUCAGGUGCCGUCAUAAUCAAAAGGAAGGGUUGCACUAAUGCUACUACUUGCAACACGCCCGACCUUGUGACCUUUGGCAGCAACACCACCUUCUACACUUUGACCAAGACGUGCUGCAACACAGACCUAUGCAACAUGGCCCCAGGCCUACCCGGGGCCUCUGGGCUGAGCCUGGCAGCUGUCACCAUUUUUUAUUUGCUUGUAGCCAACCUAAUGGCUUAACUUACUGAUACAAAGUGCACACAUCCAUAUUGUACUAUUGGCACUAGACCUAUACUUUUUUUUCUGCAUGGUUUAAGGUGCAUUGUAAUUUUUUAUAUGAUUUAAGUCUCCUAUGUAUUCCUACAUCUAUUAGCCCUCCUCCGGUUGUGGAGGGCUAGUAAUAAAUUUACUUCAGUUGGGUUUUGCAAAACAUUAAUAAACUGAAUUUACAAGAUGGCCGUUUCAAAUUAGUGUUUUUACAUGUCAGGAAGUAAUUGUAAUGACAAUUUGCAAGACGUUAUUUGAAAAGUGUGACCCCUUAUUUACAAGGUUAGCAAUAGGUUAGCAAUAACUUAGCUUUAGUUAGCCAAACUUGGCUAACUACGCUAAGCUAUGGUGGACUGAUGGCAAAAUUACAUCCUCCACCAAGUAGCUAUUUGUUUUUGAUGUGGUGCCUUACUUUUAAAGAAACAAAAUCUUUUGUAGGUAUUUAUUAGUUCUACAUAUUAUUUUCGAAACCAAGAGUCUUUCAUCUGACUUACUCUACCCAGAAUAGAUUUAAAGCCAAAUAGGCAAAGAGUAGAUAAAAGGAGGAAACUGAUUAAUUUGGUUAUCUCUAAACUUAGAAAUAGAACAGAUAGACAAGCAGCAAAAUAAUUGUCAGCAGUUAGCUUAGCUAAGUUAACCAUGUUAAACUAACGUUGCCAUCAGAUAUUCUGUGAAGUACUAUAUUUGUAUCUGGCUAUUAGGUUUAAGAACAAUAAACUGUUGAAGGCAGUUCUGCUUAUUUUAAAAUAAAUUUUCAGCUAAUAGUUGUAGAAAAAAUAGUAUGGGUUUGGUCUUGAAACACUUCUUUUUGUAUUUCUUGGUUGUUAUUUUUUUUUUGUAACAGUCCAUCACCUUUUUUGUCUUUCUUUUUAAAUGAAAACAAAAAGACACAUGACUCCAUCAGUUGAAUUUAACAUCUUGUUGUUUGUGUCAAAUCUGUACAUUUACAUAAGUUUACCAAAAACAACAGAAACUGGGAUGACAGUUUUUACAUAUGUUUUCUUUUUGUGUAUACAACUUGAGUGGGCUGGGUGAGAUAUGAAUUGCACUUCUUACAGAUGCUGAGGUAUAUGAAACUGAGAUUCAUAUGUUAUUUACCCUUAAUUUCCUCUUUUAUUUUCCAUAAUUGUAUUUUGUCUUACCUUCUCUGGGUGUUUUUGUCAAUAUUUACAAAUCCAGAGUUUUAUUUCUGACUUUAAGGUGAAAUAAUUCCAGUGAAAUUGGGUUUAACAAAUAUAAAUAAAAUUGAUAAAUUGGAAACAAUAA
Messenger RNA from Fundulus heteroclitus (mummichog), 1794 nucleotides. RefSeq names its product ly6/PLAUR domain-containing protein 2. The transcript has 3 exons. The coding region runs from base 127 to 501 and encodes 124 amino acids. NCBI's taxonomy places the organism in Eukaryota, Metazoa, Chordata, Actinopteri, Cyprinodontiformes, Fundulidae. The record is from RefSeq and is a predicted model, not a curated record.